GCAAUCCCGACUUGAGCACUCUUGUUUUAUAUUUCUGCAAUUAAAUACAAAUUCUUACAUAAUAAAUGAGAUGGUUUAGAGAAGUUUUAGCUACUUAGAAUUCCAUAGAUAAAAUUAUAGACAAAUUUAAUAUAAUUUAUCUAGGAAUGUUCUGCAACUUUUAAGCUGACAUAUGUUAAAUAUAUUUUAACUAAGGAUCGGAUGUCGAUUGCACUCUUUAUGUCUGCCUUAUAUACUCUCAGUUGUGCUUAGACAGUUUCCAUCAGAAACAGAAAUUUAUAAAAAUGUGGCUAAAAAUCGAAUGGAUUUUAGCUUGACAACUUGCCAGCUUAAAAUAUGCCUAUAGCCAACAGACGUGCAGGCCGACACGUCUUUCAAUUCGCAUGAGUUAAGACUGUGUCCCAUGCGAAUUUCCUAAUAUAUCUCUCGUUCCACAUCUUUACGAUUGCAUGCCAAAGAACGGGGCGUCUUGGGGUUCAAGCCUAUUCAAUUUGUUUGUUUGUUGUCGUCUAAGACAAGGUCGAAAUGUUAAUUACUUGGCUCACCGUUAUCAUUCAAACACUUUACCGCUACCCAAACACUGUCGAUAACAAUACGUACAGCGAAUACGUAGACGUGCUAAUUGAGACGACAGGUAAAAGUAGGAAACCCGUCAGAGCACGUGAACUUUUCUCGCACCUCGCACUCGGGAUUGUCAUGAGAACAGGUCUUCAAAGACGCAGAUGCAAUCGAAAGCGUCUUGCCUCAGUUAAAGCAUAAAUGGUUUAACGCUCGACCGGAGAACACAUAAGAAGCGCACAAAAUGAAUUUAAUGUUCGUUUAGUACAUCCAAAUAGUUGGAGGUUCGAUCAAAAUAAAUAAUUUAUUUAUAUUUCAGUUGCUUGCUCUCAACGUUGUUUCUGCUGCUGGAGGCUGUGCAGGCAAUGGACGUUAAUUUGACUACUUGGCGUCAACAUCGCAGACAGAAGCGUUUUCUGAUCUAUCAGGAUGGUGGCGUUAUAAAGAUGGUAGCUGGCGUCGCAUUUCCCGUGGACUUUGAUGAAAAGAACGCCUGGCGCCAGCUGGUCAUGCUAAUGAACUAUCACUAUCAAUUCCCAGAGCCAACUACGCCCAUCUACUGGUGGAAGCUAUGGAAUGGCAGAGAUCUGAAAGGUCCCAUUAAACUGACCAAAGAUCAGAGGCAGCAACAAAAGACCACACAGCCGCAGCAAGUGGAUGCAGCACAGCAACUGCUGUAUGAACUCGCCGUGGAGUACAUGAAUCGACGUGGCCAAGACGGCAAAGCGUGCAUGCAACGUUUGAUAUGCGAGAAUGGACAGGUGCACGAGCACAAUGGACUCUAUGCGCAGCUGCUGCACAGAUUGCUCAUACCGCACCGAUCUCUGGGGAAACAUUAUUUGGAUGCCUACAGCAUGGGCAGGCACGGCAUCAACUGUCGCAAAGCGUUUCCCACAGCUGGACACUGUGUAUUGGAUGACUAUGUUCAUGUCCAUGAACGUGGACUGACGCAGAGCUAUAUCUAAGGUGUAAUUGGAG
This is a messenger RNA of Drosophila hydei, 1536 nucleotides long. RefSeq lists its product as uncharacterized. The transcript is spliced from 3 exons. The record is from RefSeq and is a predicted model, not a curated record. Lineage: Eukaryota; Metazoa; Arthropoda; Insecta; Diptera; Drosophilidae. The coding region runs from base 924 to 1523 and encodes 199 amino acids.